Molecule: messenger RNA, 2064 nt
Organism: Saccharomyces mikatae IFO 1815
Lineage: Eukaryota; Fungi; Ascomycota; Saccharomycetes; Saccharomycetales; Saccharomycetaceae
Exons: 1
Coding region: 1-2064 (687 amino acids)
Biological process (GO): carbohydrate transport; transmembrane transport
Cellular component (GO): membrane
Molecular function (GO): carbohydrate:proton symporter activity
Source: RefSeq, a predicted model, not a curated record
AUGAGACCUCCACUAAGCAUGUCACGUUCAAAUAAACCACUUUCUCAAGAAGCUGAAAGCUCGGCGCAUAUCGAUAGAGCACAUCAACGGGCACAGGAUUUCAACAGUAAACAGAAUGAUACGGCACUCACUUCAUUGCCUCACAAGAACCCUGACAUAUUCAGGUUUGAAAAUAACACUACGGCUCAUAGCUCACGUCGUGGUUCUCUAUACAGAGAUAGCGACGCUACUGUCGUUUUGCCGCUCUCUGAACAUACCCCUAGAUUAUCAAUGGACGAUCCGUACCGCCAAUUAUUGCAACAGGCUGAGAUCUCGCAACUACGAAGUAAGAAAAAAAGACAUUCCAGUCGAACCUUGCGAGUUUCAUUUAUAUUAUUUGUGGUGUUAGUUUCGUCAUUAUCAGGUCUGGACCAGGGUCUCAUAUCUGGUAACGUUGUGACGCUAUCAUUCCAGAAGUAUUUUCAUUACCCACUGACUUCUUCAUUAGGCAAUAUUGUGAGUGUUGUUAAUUUGGGUGCUUUCAUGGCGUCUUUGUUUGUAUACUCCGGCAUCCUGGAGACUUAUAGCAGGAAAAAAAUGCUUCAAAUAAGCACAAUGAUAUACUUUUGGGGUGCUAUUAUUCAAGUCCUAGCUCUAAAUCAAUGGUGUUUACUAUUGGGAAGGUUUGUACUCGGAGUAGGUAUGGGGUUUGCCUUUGCUAUGGCAGUAAUUUAUCAAUUCGAGUUUCCUCUUCCAUAUAUAAGAAAACAGACAUUUAUUUCCAUUCAGUGUGUGUCUAGUGUCAUUGCAUAUUCAUUCGGAAUUUGGGUUAAUUGCGCUUUCAGAUAUUUGAACCUUACAUGGAAAUAUCCUUUGUCAACACAUGUUUUUUUCGGGAUAGUACUGAAUCUAAUGUCGUUCUACCUGAUAUUAGAAUCUCCAACCUGGCUUUUAAAAAAGAAAAAUGAUGUGGAGGCGUUAGUUUUAACAUCAAAUAUAUUUGAUGAUUGUGAUUUCGAGGGAAAACAAACUCAGUUGAAAUUUAGAACUCUCAAAAGAGACAUACUACUAAAGUCACACCUUCAAAAGAACACCUAUCCUUACGCUUAUAUUUUGAAGGAUUUUUCUUUAAUAAUAAAAAUAUUGAUAUGUUUCCAGUUGCUUACAAGAUUGAAUGGUGUCGAUGUCUUCUUAUACUACUCACCUUUAAUAUUGCAACAAAUGGGAAGGGGAGAAAGAAAAUCUAUUUAUUUAACAGGACUCAAUGCUUUGAUUUACGUUAUCGUGAUAUCAGCAUAUUACCCUUUCAUAUUACGGAAACGUAAAGAGAAAACGAACGUGAUACUGGGUUCAAUUGUGAUGUGUGGACUUUUGUUCAUCAUAUCAUGUAUGGACUGGCUUCCCAAGAAUACGACGAAGUAUAUUUCAAUUCUGUUUUUCGUAUUUCUUGUCACACACUUCAUUAGUUGGGACUCUAUAGGAUGGACUAUGAUCAUUGAACUCCUGCCCCACUUAUCACAAGCUCCGGUAAUACUGCUGCUCUCAAACUUUUAUUGGUUUUUCAAAUGGUUUACCAGUUUAAUAACACCUAUACUUAUUGACCGCUUGUCUUGGAGUUUCUAUCUUAUUCCAUCCCUAUCUUCCUUUAUUUCAAUUGUAUUUGUGUUGAAAUCCUUCCCUAUCGUGAACGGAGAUGAGAGACUGGUUUCUGAUGGUGACUCUGCUGAAAAUGUUAGCGACAACUCUGAUGUUGUGUUUUGUGAUACUGAUUCUGACUUCUCAUCUUCGCCAUCCUUCUCUGCUUACCAGAUAAAUACUUUGGGAAGCAGCAUUAAACAAAAUAACCAAGCAUACUCGUCAAUUCCAAACGAUCCAAUUUUACCUAAGGACGGAGACGUAUCAAACCAGGCUCAAGGAGCUGAACCAAAUGUUUAUUUCAUUACAUCUGAUUCAGGGCCCUCAAGGACAGGGGAAUUUUUUAGCUUUCAUAAUAGAACAGAUCCGGAUAUUAAGGAGGACGUUGCUGCAAAUCAACCGAAUUCAAGUAGGGACCAAAAUUCACCUGGAGACAUGGCAGCUGCUUAA